Messenger RNA from Papaver somniferum (opium poppy), 1754 nucleotides. Its product is annotated as protease Do-like 7. The record is from RefSeq and is a predicted model, not a curated record. The coding region runs from base 282 to 1064 and encodes 260 amino acids. NCBI's taxonomy places the organism in Eukaryota, Viridiplantae, Streptophyta, Magnoliopsida, Ranunculales, Papaveraceae. The transcript has 12 exons.
AAUCGAUAGGGAGAGGGAAAAUCAAUUCAAUAAAUUUAUUCAUCCUCCUCCUCUCUUUCUUUUUCAUCAACUAAGUAUCACUAUCAACAAAUCAAUAUGUCCACUACAACAAUCAAUGUCUUACUUACUGGUGGUGGUCUUCUCAUCUCGUUGUCAAUCGAUUCUGUUUCCAAAACCAAAUUUCUGUCUCUAUUUAUUGCAGAAUUGAAUUUUUAUUGGGGCAGCACAAGAAUCUUUGCUGAAAAUGGAUGCUUGGCAGCUUUGCUUGCACUUAGAAGUAAAUGGGGAAAGAAAUUUUGACAUCUGCUCCUGCAAGUGCUGAUGAUUGGAGAACAACGUUAGCUAAAGUAAUACCAGCUGUGGUGGCUUUAAGAGUUGUAAGAUGUAAAGCCUUUGAUACUGAAUGUGAGGGUUCAGGUUCAUCAACAGGGUUUAUUGUUGAUAAGAAACGAGGAAUUAUACUUACUAAUCGUCAUGUCGUGCAACCUGGCCCUGUUGUUGCUGAAGCUAUGUUUAACAAUAUGGAAGAGAUUCCAGUUUUUCCUCUUUAUAGAGAUCCGGUCCAUGAUUUUGGUUUCUUUCGAUAUGAUCCUGGAGCGGUGCAAUUUCUGAGCUACGAGGAGAUACCUCUAGCACCUGAAGUUGCUUCUGUAGGACUAGAGAUUAGGGUUGUGGGUAAUGAUAGGGGUGAACAGGUUUCAAUUUUGGCAGGAACAAUAGCUCGUUUGGAUAGGAACACACCUGUGUACACAUAUGAUGGUUACAAUGACUUCAACACGUUCUACAUGCAAGGCGGCUCAAGCGGUUCCCUGGUCGUGGAUUGGCAAGGAAGAGCAGUGGCUAUGAACGCUGGAGGAAGUCUGGACGAAUCUCUUAGAGCAUAUUUUCUUCCAUUAGAGCGAGUUGUUAGGGCAUUAAAUUUUAUCCAGAAGAGUAAAGACUUGUCUGGAUGUGGAUGGGAGGCUGUUACUAUUCCUCGAGGUACACUUCAGGCAACUUUUCUUCAUGAAGGUUUUAAUGAGACACGCAAACUGGGACUCAAAAGUGAAACAGAACAGGGAUAAGUGAAGGAGGUUAUUGUGGGGACCGAUGUAAGAGAUGGCAACGGCACCACGCGAAUAGUGAGCUGGUGUGGGUGUAUUGUUCAGGAACCUCACCCCGCUGUUCGUGCACUUGGAUUUCAUCCCGAAGAAGGGCGAUGUGUAUAUGUGUCUAGAAGUUCUGGUGGAAGUCCAGCACGUACAUAUGGUCUCGAGGCGAGGAAGUGGAUAGUUGAAGUCAAUGAGAAACUCACUCCUGAUCUGGAUUCUUUUGUCGAAGUGAUAAAGGGGCUGGAGCACGGGGAGUUUGUUCGUGUCAGAGCGGUGCUCUUAAAUGGGACUUCUAAAAUGUACAGCCUCAAGCAGGAUCUUCAUUACUGGCCUGCAUGGGAAUUGAAAUUCGACAUGGAGACAGCAGUGUGGCGGCGUGGAAUAAUCAAGGCACUAAAUGUCUAAAUGCAAGGGUAGACUAAUCUAAACUUUUUGAUGAAGUUCGAUAGAAAAUGUUGCAAGUUUCGCUAGUAUAAUGCCUCGAAAACAUGUUCACCUGAAUCAAAUUACCAACUGACUUUCUCUUGUACAAUGGCUUACUGCACAGCCAUAUAUUCCAAUGAAAAUUUGAAUAGAAACUGUGACGGGGAAGGCUAAAUUUCAUUUUGUGAUCUUUAUCUUGUUAAAGAAAGACAAUGAGAUGUGUUAGCAUUACUUUGAGAA